Periconia digitata is the source of this 1793-nucleotide messenger RNA. Lineage: Eukaryota; Fungi; Ascomycota; Dothideomycetes; Pleosporales; Periconiaceae. The record is from the annotation of a GenBank genome assembly.
GAAGACCGAACCUGUGUUCGCAAGGCACCUCGGUGCUCUUCCUGGUCAAACCCCCAAGCCCAUCCGCCUCACGACUCGCAUCUCGCACCAUAUUUCAUAAUGUCGUUCACAACGAGAGGACCUGAGAAUGAUAUCGAAAGUGGCCCAGCAAAGCAUGGGAUGAACAAGAACCCGGAUGACAGCCCAUCGAUCGACUCUACUGGAAAAGAAAACACGACAGACGACGCGGUGUUCGGCGAGAUCACCGAAGGAGGCCCCAACUACCGCAACGUGGGCUGGUUGGGUACCGUCGCGCUGAUGAUGAAAACCCAGGUCGGACUGGGCGUCCUUUCCAUCCCAGCGGUUUUCGACACACUUGGAAUGAUUCCCGGCGUCAUUUGCUUGCUGGUCAUCGCGUCCAUUAAUACCUGGUCGUGCUACAGUAUUGGAACGUUCAAAAUCAACCACCCUGAGGUGUAUGAUAUCAGCGAUGUCGGGUUCAAACUAUUUGGUCCUAUCGGUCGCGAAUGCUUUGCGGCUGCCUUCGUGUUGUUGUUAACGUUUUGCACGGCCUCGGGCAUGUUGAGCAUUGCCAUUUCGCUCAAUGCUCUAUCGACGCAUGCUGUUUGCACCGCCGUAUUCGUGGCCAUUGGAUGGGUCAUCGCAUUCGGAUGUGGCAGCAUACAGACUCUUAGCCGAAUCUCAGCGCUCGCCUGGGUUGGCCUCGUUUCCAUCAUCGUGGCCAUCUUCACCGUCACCAUCGCUGUGGGGGUUCAGGAGCGCCCAUAUGCCGCCCCCCAGGAGGGUGUUUGGCAGUCCGACUACAAGCUCUUCGCCACUCCCGAUUUUGCAUCGGCCUCUGCAGCCCUCUCGUCCCUCGUCUUCGCCUAUGGCGCCACUCCCGCUUUUUUCUCUAUCGUAUCUGAGAUGCGGGAACCUCGUCAUUACACUCGCGCCUUGAUCAUUUCUCAGGUCGGCAUGACUACGAUUUACCUCGUCAUCGGAAUCGUCGUAUACUAUUACUGUGGCUCUUACGUCGCUUCUCCCGCCCUGGGCUCGGCCGGUCCUAUCGUGAAAAGGGUUUCAUACGGGCUCGCAUUGCCUGGCCUCAUAGCGUCUACCACCCUUCUCACUCACUACCCGGCAAAGUACAUUUUUGUACGUGCUCUCCGCAACACACGCCACCUCGCCGCAAACACGAAAACCCACUGGGUAGCAUGGCUCAGCUGCACUUUCGGCGUUUCGAUUGUUGGAUACAUCAUCGCGUCUGCUAUCCCCGUUUUCGGAGGUCUCAUUUCCCUCAUCGGCGCUCUCUUCGCUACCUUGACAUCCUUCCAGCCUAUGGGUUUUAUGUGGUUCUAUGACAACUGGUCAAAGGGCACGGUCAAGGGGAGCAGGGUAAAAUGGAUGGUGAUGGUGGGCUGGGCUGUAUUCGUCAUCGUUGCUGGCACUUUCUUGAUGAUUGCUGGUACCUAUGGCUCGAUUGUAGGCAUCAUUGAUAGCUACAAAGAGAGCGGUGGUUCGGCGGCCUGGAGCUGCGCGGACAAUUCCAAUUCUGUAUAGCAUCCUUUUUAUAGUCAGCUUUAUCGCAUUCUUACCAUUUUCAUGCGCCUCUUAGAGGACGCUCUCAUCUUUCAAUACAUACUUUUCUGAAUCAAAGUUGCUCAACUUCGCAGUAUAUAUUCAUCUAAAGUGAGAGACAAAUUGGUAAAUCAUGUGCUCAUUAUCCUGAUACUGUGUACUGUCGAAAGGUAGCCAGAUGAGUUGGGUCUGUUUCUUGAAAACAUUGCAUACAUUGUCCGUCGUAGUAUCGC